This is a messenger RNA of Scleropages formosus (Asian bonytongue), 3024 nucleotides long. RefSeq names its product serine/threonine-protein phosphatase 2A 56 kDa regulatory subunit beta isoform-like. The record is from RefSeq and is a predicted model, not a curated record. The transcript has 13 exons. Gene Ontology annotation, molecular function: protein phosphatase activator activity. The coding region runs from base 1176 to 2678 and encodes 500 amino acids. Gene Ontology annotation, cellular component: protein phosphatase type 2A complex; nucleus; cytosol. Gene Ontology annotation, biological process: protein dephosphorylation; signal transduction. NCBI's taxonomy places the organism in Eukaryota, Metazoa, Chordata, Actinopteri, Osteoglossiformes, Osteoglossidae.
GUCAGCAUGACGACAUCGCAGCAGAUGCGACAGAAAGAAAUAAAAUCACAGUUUUUUCUGUAAUGCAAGGGGACGGCGGCUCGUGCGGUGCAGCGGAGAGCGCGCGACCCGUUCGGUGACUGAAAGGGAUUUUUUUUUUUUUUUCUCGAAAGAAAAAGGCAUCAAUUGAAAUGCGGACGACGACGGCGUCUCGUCCGCGUGCGAAUGAAUGAAAAGAGGUCCGGAGCGCGACAGCGGGGCGACAGGGAGGGGAGGUGCGGCUGAAGGAGAAGAAACAACGGGAGCGUGCAGCCCGGGAGCGCGCGGGGUCGGAGUGCACGAGCGAGCGCGCACAAACACACACAUACACUAACACGCACACACAGGUGCAGUGCAGGAUAGCGGGAACAGUCGCGUGCCGGGGAUGAAGCCGACAAUAAUAAAGGGAUAAGCGGAAUAAGCAGGGGAGCAGGAGGCGCCGUCCGCAGUGAGGCUCCGACCGAGAAGAAGCAGAAGAUCGGAACCCGGAGCAUCUCCGACCGCUCCAUCAUCAUCAUCAUCAUCAUCAUCAUCAUGUCUCCUUAGCAGGACGGAGGGCGCCGGGCGGAAAAGGGUCCGAAGCGGACAUCCCCGCCCUGCCAGCACCACCAGAGCGGGCUUUAUUUGCGUAUCAGACUUCCGACAUCGACACAUCGAGGCAGCCGGGAGAAGAUCAGCAGGAGGAGCCGGAACACCAGGAAUCUGCCUGGAUUUGUCGGCACUUGGAUCCAUUUUCCCCACCAUGGCGUCGGCCGUGCAGAUGAACGGACUGACAUAACGGUUAACCGAGUCCGUUCUGCAAGAGUAGCCUUUCGCUGCGAAUUACUGCUCAUAUAUGACAUAUAUCAUAUGAUCGGUGUAUGCGGGGGGGUUGUGAUGUGUUAUGAACGGCACUGAGACUCGGGUCCAGCACGAGCUGCUGCGCCUUUCCUCGCGCGCCUUGCUGACCGCCCUGCGCCCAGUACGCCUGCCGUCCAGGCUCAAGGUAGAAGGUAGAAGACACCACCCAGAGCCCCCCCUCCCGCCCCCGCGCCCCCCGCCGGUCCCACUCCGCACCCCGGACCGCGGACCCGCGUGUAUGAGUGAGCCGCAGUGAGUGUCCAGCAGCGUCCAGCGUCCAGCAGCAGCCUCCGCCCCGCCUCCUAUAUACCGGACCCAUGAUGGAGACCACGAAGCUGCCCGCGUCCAGCCCGUCCUCCCCGACCACGGGCUUCUCGGUGCCGAGCGCGGAGAAGGUGGACGGGUUUCCGCGGCGCUCCAUGCGCAGAGCCCGGCAGCGGCGCUCGCACAGCUCGUCGCAGUUCCGCUACCAGAGCUCGCAGGUGGAGCUUACGGCGCUGCCGCUGCUCAAAGAUGCCCCCGUGGCCGAACUGCACGACCUCUUCUGCAAGAAGCUGCAGCAGUGCUGCGUGAUGUUCGACUUCCUCGAUUGUGUGGCUGACCUCAAGGGCAAGGAGGUGAAGAGGGCUGCGCUCAACGAGCUCGUGGAGGUGGUGGCGACGGGGCGCGGCAUGCUCAUCGAACCCAUCUACCCCGAGGCCAUCAAGAUGAUCUCGGUGAACAUUUUCCGGACCCUUCCGCCCAGUGAGAAUCCCGAGUUUGACCCUGAAGAGGACGAGCCCACGCUGGAGGCCUCCUGGCCUCAUCUGCAGCUGGUCUACGAGUUCUUCCUGCGUUUCCUGGAAAGCCCAGACUUCCAGCCCUCCGUGGCAAAACGCUACGUGGACCAGAAGUUUGUCCUGCAGCUGCUGGAGCUGUUUGACAGCGAGGACCCCCGCGAGAGGGAGUACCUGAAGACCAUCCUGCACCGUGUGUACGGCAAGCUGCUGGGGCUGCGCGCCUACAUCCGCAAGCAGAUCAACAACAUCUUCCUCAGGUUCAUUUACGAAACGGAGCGCUUCAACGGCGUGGCCGAGCUCCUCGAGAUCCUGGGAAGCAUCAUCAAUGGCUUCGCUCUGCCGCUGAAGUCGGAGCACAAGCAGUUCCUGGUUCGAGUGCUGAUCCCCCUGCACACGGCCAGGUCCCUCUCUGUCUUCCACGCUCAGCUGGCCUACUGCAUCGUACAGUUCAUGGAGAAGGAUGCCACAGUCACAGAAUACAUCAUCCGCGGGAUGCUCAAGUACUGGCCCAGGACGUGCACUCAGAAAGAGGUCAUGUUCCUGGGCGAAAUGGAGGAGAUCCUCGACGUGAUCGAACCCUCGCAGUUCAUCCGGGUCCAGGAGCCUCUCUUUAAGCAGAUUGCAUCCUGCAUCUCGAGCCCCCACUUCCAGGUUGCCGAACGUGCUCUGUACUUCUGGAACAACGAGUACAUCCUGAGCCUGAUCGAGGAGAACUGCCAGGUGAUCCUGCCUCUGGUCUUCAGCACUCUCUACAGGGUCUCCAAGGAGCACUGGAACCAGACCAUCGUGUCCCUCAUCUACAACGUGCUCAAGACCUUCAUGGAGAUGAACAGCGCACUCUUCGAUGACCUCACUGCCUCCUACAAAGUGGAGAAACAGAAGGAGCUGAAGCGGGAGCGGGAGCGGGCGGAGCUGUGGCGGGCGCUGGAUGAGCAGCGGGACAGGAGGCUGCAGAACCUGGCCGAGUCCAGUCGCAAUCAGAGGAACCUCCAGGACCAAACGUCACCGGCUCAGAUUGACUCCGCCCCCAGCUCCGAAUGACCCUGCCACAGACACGUUCUGACUCCACCCACAACUCAUACCGACAUUCCCCCGGUCGCGUUCGACUCCUCCUAAAACCGACGGCGAUCCCGCUCCAGGCCCAGACUGACCCCACCCCUGGUCAGGUUUGGCCCAUAUUGACCCACCGUAGUACAGAUCAGCUCCACCCCCAUGGAACUCCAGCACCACCUAGAGCCUUGCCCCCUACCCCCUAGCGCUCUGUGAAACAUACAACUCCAAUAUUCCCCCUGCGGAGCAACCACAUGCUUACUAACCGGUGUGUGUGAGACAUACGAAAACACGCACACACACACACACACACACACACACAGGUUCUCUCCAAGUC